CGCAAGGGGUGACACGUGCGGCUUCCGCCAAUUCCGGACCUGGCCCAAGUCAUAAAAGUCGACAUGUCGGACAGCAAAGAAACGACUUUAGAAUUCAUAGAAGACUACAAGGCACGAAGAUUGCUAUGGGACACGAAACACCCGAGUUAUCAGGACAACACUAUGCGACGUGCCGCAUUGCAAGACUUGGUUGAGAAAUACAACAUACCUUUAAACGCUGUCAAGAACAAGAUAAAGAAUUUGAGAUCGUACUUCUGUAAGGAACAGCAGAAAGUGGUCAGCGGGGUGGAGACGACUUGGUUUGCUUACAAGGCACUUUCUUUCCUUUGGGAGGUCAGCAUAUUAGCAACGAGGGAAGAUAGACAAAGCACUACCAGUGAGACUGUAAGUACGCCAGCGAUAAAAAUAGAACUAGAGGAAGACAAUGAUGAGGACAGCGAAGACCAAACUGAGACCGUUGAAUUUUUAGUUCUCGAUGAAAACACAAGUAAAAAGAGAAAACUUGACGUCGUACAAGAGGUAGCGCCUGAUCCUAUACAAGUGCAAAAAGAAAUAAGACAAUGUAUUAACAAACCUGACGAUCAUCAAGAUAGACGAGAGGAAGUUUCCGAUGAAUACAGCUUAUUUGGUGAAUAUAUUACUAAAAAAUUAAGAAAGCUGAAUGCUAGAAAUAAAGUCGUUGCUCAAAAUAGAAUAAGCAAUAUCCUCCUUCAAUUGGAAAUGGACGAAAUAGUAGAAACGUCGACCAGCGGAGUCGAAUGGAGUACUAUUUAAAACUACGAUUCAUACCUACAAUAAACCCUUGGUUGGACGCACCUAUCUGCUGUGGCGAAAAUGCGCGUACCCUUUCGCACAUCGAUAUUUUCAUAGCGAGCGAAAGAGCCAUGGUAUUGUGCGUAGCAGCAGUAUUGGUAUGAAAUAUCACGCGCAAAGUUGAUAAAAUACAAUUGUUUCUAUGGUUUAAAUUGUGAAAGGCUGUGUAUUUUAUUUUACAAUAUAGAUUUUCUAAAUCAUAUUCUUGUACUUUUUCAAAUAAUAUAAUAAAAAUUGUUUCG
Plodia interpunctella (Indianmeal moth) is the source of this 1055-nucleotide messenger RNA. RefSeq lists its product as uncharacterized. Bases 64 to 774 code for a protein of 236 amino acids. Lineage: Eukaryota; Metazoa; Arthropoda; Insecta; Lepidoptera; Pyralidae. The transcript has 2 exons. The record is from RefSeq and is a predicted model, not a curated record.